CAACAUCUACUGCUGGAUUUCACCAGGAUCCCCCAGAUCAUCUUACACCGGAUAGACCACCUUCAGGAUCAUGUUGGAAAAGAGGAGGUUUUCUCUGACCAGCAGCUCUGUGGACGUGAGAAGAAUUCCAGUUUGGACCAAAAGGAACCAGAACCUCUGCAGAUAAAAGAAAAGCAGCAAGAACCAGAACAUCCCUGGACAGAAGAGGAAACCAUGGAGCUCCCCAUUAGCGAGCACAAAGAGCAGCUUGUUCUGCAGGAGCAGAUGGAAGAUACAGGAGAGAAACCUUCCCCAUGUUUGACAUGUGGAGAAACAUUUCUGAAAAAAGAACAUUUAAUGGUUCACAUGAGAACACACAGAGGUCAGAAGAUUUAUAAAUGUCUGUCCUGUGGAAAAAGCUUCACCUCCAAGUCUGUCCUUAGUACUCACAUCAGAAUUCACACAAAUAAAAGGCUUUUCUCCUGUACCAUUUGUAACAAGAAAUUUACUCGAAAGAAUAGUUUGACCAAUCACAUGAGAAUUCACACAGGUGAGAAACCUUUUGAAUGUCUGUCCUGCGGAAGAGGCUUUACCUCGAAGUCUUAUCUUAAUACUCACAUCAGAAUUCACACAGGUGAGAAGCCCUUUGAAUGUCUGUCCUGUGGAAAAAGCUUUACUGAUAAAUCUCAUUUUGAUAAACACAUGAGAAUCCACACAGGUGAGAAGCCUUUUUCCUGUACGAUUUGUCACAAGAAGUUUACUGUAAAAAGUAAUUUGACCGAUCACAUGAGAAUUCACACAGGUGAGAAACCUUUUUCCUGUACGAUUUGUCACAAGAAGUUUACUGUAAAAAGUAGUUUGACUAUUCACAAGAGAAUUCACACAGGUGAGAAACCUUUUGUUUGUCUAUCUUGUGGAAAACGCUUCACCUCUAAGUCUGGUCUUAAUACUCACAUGAGAAUUCACACGGGUGAGAAGCCUUUUUCCUGUACGAUUUGUAACAAGAAAUUUAUUCAAAAGAUUAGUUUCACUUCUCACAUGAGAUUUCACACAGGUGAGAAACCUUUUGAAUGUCUGUCCUGCGGAAGAGACUUUACCUCUAAGUCUUAUCUUAAUACUCACAUCAGAAUUCACACAGGUGAGAAACCUUUUGAAUGUCUGUCCUGUGGAAAACGCUUCACCUCUAAGUCUUAUCUUAAUAAACACAUCCAAAUUCACAGGAGAAAUACCCUUUGAAUGUCUGUCCUGUGGAAAAAGCUUCACCAACAAAUCUAAUCUUUAUACACACCUCAGAAUUCACACAGGAGAGAAGCCUUUUUCCUGUCCGAUUUGUAGCAAAAGAUUUACUCUAAAAAGUCUUUUGAUUAGACAAAUAAUACACAUAG
Molecule: messenger RNA, 1364 nt
Organism: Cyprinodon tularosa
Lineage: Eukaryota; Metazoa; Chordata; Actinopteri; Cyprinodontiformes; Cyprinodontidae
Product: gastrula zinc finger protein XlCGF8.2DB-like
Exons: 3
Coding region: 214-1215 (333 amino acids)
Biological process (GO): regulation of transcription by RNA polymerase II
Molecular function (GO): RNA polymerase II cis-regulatory region sequence-specific DNA binding; DNA-binding transcription factor activity
Source: RefSeq, a predicted model, not a curated record